AUGACUAGACCUGACUUGGCAUUUGCAGUCCAAGUUCUUAGCAAAUAUAUGCACUGUCCCAAGACAUCUCACUUAGAAGUUGCCCUCAGAGUGGUGAAAUAUAUCAAGGUUGAACCUGAUCUAGGACUCCUAAUGCCUGCUGAGAAUACAAGAAAGCUAACAGCCUACUGUGACUCAGAUUGGGGGGCCUGUGUGGAGACAAGAAGGUCUGUUACAGGUUACCUAGUAAAGUUUGGUAAUGCUCUUAUCUCCUGGAAAUCAAAGAAGCAGGAAACGUUCUCCAGGAGCUCAGUUGAGGCUGAAUUUAGAAGCAUGGCCUCAUGCACUGCAGAGAUUACUUGGCUUGUGGGGUUGUUCAAAGAGCUAGGAAUUCAUGUUGAUGUACCUAUUCGGUUGAUGUGUGACAGCAAAGCUGCAAUACAAAUUACAGCAAAUCUAAUCUUUCGUGAAAGAACCAAGCAUAUAGACAUAGAUUAA
Nicotiana attenuata is the source of this 477-nucleotide messenger RNA. RefSeq lists its product as uncharacterized. The record is from RefSeq and is a predicted model, not a curated record. The coding region runs from base 1 to 477 and encodes 158 amino acids. NCBI's taxonomy places the organism in Eukaryota, Viridiplantae, Streptophyta, Magnoliopsida, Solanales, Solanaceae. The transcript has a single exon.